AUGUAUGUGGGUCCGGGUCGGUGUGCUGUGCUUGUGCUUGUGCUUCCUUACCUGCUGCACUCUCGGCGCAUUGUUCGAUUGCGACCAGCUUUCUUACGAGCAGAGUGA
Molecule: messenger RNA, 108 nt
Organism: Plenodomus lingam JN3
Lineage: Eukaryota; Fungi; Ascomycota; Dothideomycetes; Pleosporales; Leptosphaeriaceae
Source: RefSeq, a predicted model, not a curated record